AGGUAGCCUAGUUCGAUCUCUUUUUUUUUUCUUUCUUUCUCUCCUGUUUUUUUUUCUUUUCUUUUUUAUCCCAAUGUCUUCAAGAGAAACUGAUAUUUCAGAAGUUACUACAACUACAGCUGAAAGAGAAACCGAACGUACUACAACGGAUGCUCCCGAAAGAACUACUACAGAAGAACGUACAACUCGAGCCGAAGCAACAACAACAGAAAGAGAAGCCAUUACUACCACAGAAAGAGAGGCUAUGACUACUACUGAACAAGCUACUAGAACAACAGAAGAAGUAACAACGACAAUUGAACGUACUAGGACAGUAGAACCAGCAACAACCGAACGGACCACCACUGAGGUGUCUAGGACAACUACCGAAGCCGAAGCCACAACGACCGAGGCCAUCACAACAACAACUGAAAUCACAACAACCGAAGCCACAAGCACUACAACUCAACAAGAGACAACUACUGCUGCUGUCAGUACAUCAGGUGAAGGUUCUACAGCCAUCGAUGGUACCACAACCACCAUUGGUGCAACCUCAACCACGGAGCAGCCAACAACUACAUCGGGAGAACCAACAACCACAUCGAUAUUGGGCGAGACAACAACGAGUUCCUUAUCUACUGCUUCGGAAAUAGAAACUACCUCCCUGAAUUCAGAAACCACAGGCACACCAAUCCCAACCACGGUGGCCGAAACAUCUUCCACAACUGAGCCAGUAAUUACAACUGAGUCAGUCACUACAGAUCAAGCUAUUGUUACUACAGCUACAGCAGUCCAGCCCACUUCAACCGAGAACAUGUCCACUACGGCAGCGACUGCUACAAACAUUGCCGAAACGACAACUACUGUUGGUAGAACGACAGAAGAACCAGUUACUACUACUGCUGCUGCUGAAGCUACCACUACAACUGCUGCUGAAGCCACCACUACAACCGCUGCUGCUGAAACCACAACCACGGCUGCUCAAGACACAGCGACAGUACAGCCUACUACAACAGAAGCGCCAACAACUACCGCAGAAGCUACAACGACUGUCGCACCUACAACGACUGUCGCACCUACCACAACAGAAGCACCUACCACUACAGCAGAAGCCACUAGCACCACAACUGCUCAAGUGCCUACUACCUCUGCUGAAGCUACAUCGAGUGUAGCUCCAACAACAGCAACAGCAACAGCAACAACAACAAAGGCUGUUACUACUACUGAAGCACCUAUAACAAGUGACACUCUUGCUCCUACUACUACUACUGCUGCUGUUGCUGUGACAACAACAGAAAAUGUAAGUACUUCUUCCAUUGUACCUAUCACAACAACGACAAGUUCUGUUGAACCAGAAACGAGUCUUGUACCCACUACCACUACUACCAAUGAUAUCACUACUACAUCCGAUAUUACUUCUGAUCCUGUUACUACCACUUCCCUUACUACAUCCUCUGAUUCCAUUAUUAUUACUACUACUACUACUACUACUCCUUUUGAAACCAUUGUCUCAUCUUCUACUACUACUCCCGAACAGACUACAACACCAACUCAGCCCACUACCACUGCAGAACAAGCCAGCAUUACACAAACUCUUACACAAGACCCUACUUCAUUUUCCUCUUUAAGGUAUCAUUCUACUAGCAUCACUAUUUCAACAGACAUCACUACAACCACCGCUAUUGUUUCAAAUGGUGUAACCAUCACUGUCACAACUGUCAUUCCUACGACUACGGUCAUUCCUACAUUGGCUCUUGAUAAAGAUGGUGGAGUGAAUCAGACUUCUUCUUCUGGUUCGAAUACAGGCAGCAUCAUUGGCGGUGUUGUUGGAGGAGCUGCUGGUCUGGCUUUGAUUGUGGCUGGUAUCGUGUUACUCAGACGACGCAAUCGCAAAAGCGCAUUUGCUAGAGAUCAACACAACAGUCAAAUGUAUGAUGAUGAAUUUUAUGCAGAUCCUUACCGACAAAACGAAUGGGGUUCAGCAGCAGAACAACAGCAGCGCAUGAAUCCUGCCAAUACAACCGCAAACAUUCUUGAUGAUGAUGACGAAGACUUUUAUCGUUCAAGAUCAAGUAAAAGAAGAUCUUGGUGGUCUUCUGUCUCUUCUGUUUUUAGAAGAUAAUUUCAUUUUGUGUAUCAUAGUGUGUAAUAAAAUUAUUAGUCUUUUCAUUGGCUCUGCUUUA
Molecule: messenger RNA, 2162 nt
Organism: Gilbertella persicaria
Lineage: Eukaryota; Fungi; Mucoromycota; Mucoromycetes; Mucorales; Choanephoraceae
Exons: 3
Coding region: 74-2101 (675 amino acids)
Source: RefSeq, a predicted model, not a curated record